This is a messenger RNA of Ipomoea triloba (trilobed morning glory), 1300 nucleotides long. Its product is annotated as ankyrin repeat domain-containing protein 2B-like. Gene Ontology annotation, biological process: protein targeting to chloroplast. The transcript has 9 exons. Gene Ontology annotation, molecular function: protein binding; chloroplast targeting sequence receptor activity. Gene Ontology annotation, cellular component: chloroplast outer membrane. The record is from RefSeq and is a predicted model, not a curated record. NCBI's taxonomy places the organism in Eukaryota, Viridiplantae, Streptophyta, Magnoliopsida, Solanales, Convolvulaceae. The coding region runs from base 111 to 1133 and encodes 340 amino acids.
ACUUCGAAAUCUCCAACUCAAGCAAAGAAGCAGAGCAGAAGAUUUCGUCUCACUUCUACCUUCUUCUUCCUAAACCUCGCUUACCAUCCAUUUCUAACGCGGAUAAAUCUAUGGCUACACGGUCAAACGAUGAGAAGUCCGCAACAGCUGAUAAUAAGAAGUCUUCAGAAUCUGUUCCCACAGGGACACAAUCCGGACCUGGAAAUGCAAACCCUCUAGCUGGACUUGGAAUGGAAAAUCCUUUUGAUUUCUCGGCAUUGUCUGGCCUCCUAAACGACCCGAGCAUUAAAGACCUAGCUGAACAGAUAGCAAAAGAUCCUUCAUUCACUGAAAUGGCAGAGAACCUUCAAAACACCUUUCAGGGUGCUGGUCUUGAAGAUGAGAUUCCCCACUUUGAUCCCCAGCAAUACUAUGCAACAAUGCAACAAGUUAUGGCAAAUCCUGAGUUUAUGACAAUGGCAGAGCGGCUUGGAAACACAUUGAUGCAGGAUCCAGCCAUGUCCAGCAUGCUCGAAAGUUUAUCAAAUCCUGCUCAGAGUGACAAACUUGAAGAAAGAAUGGCACACAUCAAAGAAGAUCCAUCUUUGAAACCAAUCCUGGAAGAGAUAGAACGUGGGGGUCCGUCUGCAAUGAUGAGGUACUGGAAUGAUAAGGAUGUUCUAAAGAAGUUGGGUGAAGCAAUGGGUUUUGCUGCUACCGGGGAAACAGCCGCUUCCAAUGAAACUGUCCCAGAUGAAACUGAAGAAGAGAGUGAAGAUGAAUCAAUUGUUCAUCACUGUGCGAGUGUUGGGGAUGCGGAGGGGUUGAAGAAAGCACUUGCUUCUGGAGCUGAUAAAGAUGAAGAAGAUUCAGAGGGAAGGACAGCACUGCAUUUUGCAUGUGGAUAUGGGGAGGAGAAGUGUGCUCAGAUUCUUCUUGAGGCUGGGGCUAAGGUGGAUGCUUUGGACAAGAAUAAGAACACUGCUCUCCAUUAUGCUGCCGGAUAUGGAAGGAAGGGCUGUGUUGCACUUCUGCUGGAGAACGGUGCUGCAGUCACUCUUCAAAACAUGGAUGGCAAGACGCCUAUAGAAGUUGCCAAAUUGAAUGACCAGAGUGAAGUCCUAAAGCUUCUCGAGAAGGAUGCGUUUCUAUAAACUGAAAGCACUCAUGGAUGGUUAAGUUGUGAGAGUGCAACUCUAUUGGCCUAUGUAAUUUUAAAGAAAAUUGGGUUUUUGAAACUCAACUCAACUCAACUCAGAUGCAUUGUCCAAGUUUACACAUUGUGAUAUUCUGGUUCUGUGAAUCAUUUUCUUGAAAAGUA